AUGGGCGUGUUGGUGGCGAGGCAGGGGCGCGAGCUGCAGCGGUACAGCCAGAGCACCGGCGGGCGCAUCGUGGUGGGCUGCAUCCCGUACCGCGUGCGGCCGUGCGACGGCGAGCUGGAGGUGCUGGUGAUCACGUCCCAGAAGGGGCACGGCAUGAUGUUCCCCAAGGGCGGGUGGGAGGUGGACGAGUCCAUGGACGAGGCCGCCCGGCGCGAGGCCAUCGAGGAGGCCGGCGUCCUCGGCGACACCGAGCCGGUCCUCGGCUUCUGGCACUACAAGAGCCGCCGCUACGUGGACCAGACCUACGAGGGGUUCAUGUUCCCGCUCCGCGUCGCCGACGAGCUCCACCAGUGGCCCGAGAUGGCGUCCCGCAAACGCACCUGGGCAACGGUGCAGCAGGUGAUGGACGGGUGCCCACACUGGUGGAUGCGCGAGGCGCUGGAGCGGCUCGUCGCGCGACACGCCGUGCUGCAGUCUGCUCUAUGA
This is a messenger RNA of Miscanthus lutarioriparius, 486 nucleotides long. Lineage: Eukaryota; Viridiplantae; Streptophyta; Magnoliopsida; Poales; Poaceae. The record is from the annotation of a GenBank genome assembly.